Molecule: messenger RNA, 1354 nt
Organism: Diorhabda carinulata
Lineage: Eukaryota; Metazoa; Arthropoda; Insecta; Coleoptera; Chrysomelidae
Exons: 5
Coding region: 75-920 (281 amino acids)
Source: RefSeq, a predicted model, not a curated record
GAUCGCCGUUAUACAUACAGAUCUGUACGAUUGAUUUAUUCACUAAUUGCCAACAUUGUAAUUGUGAAGUGAGAAUGUUUGGUUUAGUUUUAUUCACAAUAUUUGCAGUAUUACCUGAUAUCUCGCUAACUUUCGUGCUGGAUGAAAAUGCCAAUAAAUUGCCUGAUCUGAAAUGGCAAUGUGACACUAUUUGCUUAGGAUCAGGUGGCAGAGCCCAGUUUGAUCCAGAACACAAAAUAUGUAAAUGUAUUAUGGACAAAAACGCAGACGAUAUCGAUAUUGAAUUGAUGCAAAAGACUGCGAGGAACUUGGGACUUGACAUUAUCACUUGCAAUGAAUAUAAGGAGCUAGAAAAACGAGAAAUAAAUGAGAGAGAAGAAAACGAAGAACAGUUAGUUGAAAUAGAAGAUCGCAUUGGAGCAAGCUCUUCCUCGUUUUAUUCCAAAUUUGAUCAUAAACCAUCGAUGCAGAAGACUUCUACCUCUAAUAAAAAACUUAUAGUUGCACCUUCCAAAAAUAAGUUUCCAUAUGUUAAAACUAUAGAAAAGCUGAGAAAUACCAAAGACAACGAUCAUCAUAAUUUAAAAUCUCGAAUGUUGAAUGUAUUGAAAGAACAGAAACAAAAAUUAGAUCGUAUAUUGGAAGAAAACGGAGCUAAAUUAUUAAAAGCGAGGAACAAUUUCAAUGAAUCGAGCCCUAAAAAACUUUUAGAUGUUGCUAAGACAAAACAUAAAGAAUUAUUGGACAAAUAUUUAUCAAGAAAAGAGAAAAUUUUGAGUCGUUCGUCUUUUAACAAAGAUCAUAAAACUGCUUUGGCUUCAAAAUUGGUAACACCGAAAAAAAGUUCAGGAAUCAGCCCUGCAGAAUCAACAGGAAUAAUAGUUCAGCCUCCUGGCACUUUCGAUGAUAUUGCAGAGUAGAAUAAAUAUUAUUACAUAGCUAUCGGCUAUAAAUAUCAGUGAACGGUUUUAGUAUGAGAAUAAAAUCUAACGGCAACUAAAACAUUUUUGUAGAAAUAAUAUAGUCAUAUCGACUCAUAAUUCUGCGUUAUUUAUUUUUAUCUUGACUUCAUAUUUUGUGUAUCAAAUAUCGUUAAUAAAUAUAAAUGGUUAUUAUCAAUUCUUGAGAAAGUACCGCAGUUGGUGUUUUACUGAAACAAUAAGAAGCUCCAUCGUAAGUAUAUCAGUAAAAGCAAUUUUGGGAAUGGAUAAUUUUUCAAGUUAUAUUAUCGUUUUACAGAGUAAGUUUUAUGUAUCGAACGCCUCAACUAUCUCGAAAAAGGAUUGUACGUUUCUAUAAAUUUUUGUCUACAAGGGUUUUGUGGUACAGCUUGUAUUAUGUUGGUAUUUACAUU